Molecule: messenger RNA, 920 nt
Organism: Lathyrus oleraceus (garden pea)
Lineage: Eukaryota; Viridiplantae; Streptophyta; Magnoliopsida; Fabales; Fabaceae
Exons: 2
Coding region: 13-795 (260 amino acids)
Biological process (GO): protein retention in Golgi apparatus; protein targeting to vacuole
Source: RefSeq, a predicted model, not a curated record
UAUGAAGGUAUAAUGCACAUUAGUUUGGAAAAAGAUGUUGGAGAUGAAACAAUGCAAUUAAGGGUUGCAGUAAGAAGUGGUGCUAAGAGAUCACGAUUUGAAGUGGUUUUUCGUCUGAAUUCAUUGUCAAGUCCUUACAGAGGUGAAAAUCGUUCGAUGUUCCUACCCAUUCGUUUUCGUCAAGCUGAUGGUAUCGGUGAUUCCUGGCAACUGCUGCUUCCAAACUCUGCUGCUUCUUUUCUGUGGGAAGAUCUUGGUAGGAGAUGUUUGUUGGAACUCUUGGUAGAUGGUACUGACCAAAUGAAAUCACUGAAGUACGAUAUCGAUGAAAUUUCUGAUCACACGCCUGUCCAUGUAGCAGAAGGACCAACCAGAGCGUUGCGUGUUACAAUUGUAAAGGAAGAAAAAACCAAUGUUGUUAGGAUCAGUGAUUGGAUGCCUGAAACUGAACCUAUAGGAGUUAUGAGCCGAAGACAUUCAUCAUCAGUGAAUGAUUCUCAAAAGCAACAGCUAAUGUCAGAUACGGACUUUGAGUUUCACAUCAAUGUUGAUCUUGCUGAGUUUGGGGUGUCUAUUGUUGAUCAUACACCAGAGGAAAUUUUGUACCUGUCUGUUCAGAAUCUUGUUCUGGCAUAUUCAACCGGUUCGGGAUCCGGAAUCAGUAGAUUCAAACUCAAAAUGUGUGGGCUACAAGUGGACAACCAACUGCCAUUACCUCAAUUUCUUCCGUUUGAUUGUAUGCGGCAUGGAUGCCGUGAUGAGUAUGCUUGCUUCAACUUCCUGCUGGAGCAAUAAACCAACUGGGAGAGGCCAUAUUGACGUAUUUGUACGCGACAAUUGAACCGAAACUACUUUAAGUCAGCCAAUGUAUUACAGACAUCCCCAUGAAAUCCAAUCCGUGUUUUAACCGUAACCUUCCA